GAUACUUGAGGUGUUAGGUGGUGGUAGGUGCAAACUGUAUUCAACCGAUCAGCGCCACCUUCCCCUUCUCCUUCCUCUGUAAUUUCUCCUUCGCCGUUGUUUGUUAUUAGAGUUUGAGAUCGGGCUUGGGCAUCAUCGUCCGUCGCUCGAUGGCGUCUUCCUCGGCCCCCCCUCAAGUUCUGAGAUGCAAGGCUGCGGUGGCAUGGGGAGCAGGGGAGCCUCUGGUGAUGGAAGAGGUGGAGGUUGAUCCGCCCGGACCCAUGGAACUGCGCGUUAAGGUUGUCUGCACAUCGCUCUGCCGGAGCGACGUCAACCAAUGGGAGUCCCAGACUGCAGUUCCUAUUUUUCCUCGAAUAUAUGGACAUGAAGCAGCAGGAGUCGUUGAAAGUGUUGGUGAUGGAGUGGACGAAUUUAAGGUGGGAGAUCACGUACUUACUACAUUCAUAGGUGAAUGUGGUAAAUGUAGGCAUUGCGUUUCUGGUAAAAGCAACAUGUGCCAGCUGCUGGGAUUGGAAAGGAGAGGUCUAAUGCACAGCGAUCAGAAAACCCGGUUUUCUGUGAACGGGAAGCAUGUUUAUCACUAUUGUGGAGUAUCAAGCUUUAGUGAGUAUACAGUAGUACAUUGUCGGUGCGCUGUUAAGAUCCCUGUGACAGCCCCUAUGGACAAAUUGUGUCUUCUCAGCUGCGGUGUAGCUGCAGGGCUUGGUGCAGCUUGGAAAGUAGCAAAUGUGAUGGAAGGAUCCACAGUGGCCAUUUUUGGCCUUGGAACAGUUGGUCUUUCUGUUGCUCAAGGUGCCAAACUAAGAGGGGCAUCUCGUGUAAUCGGUGUAGAUACAAAUCCCAGAAAGUUUGAGAAAGGCAAAGCUUUCGGUGUAACAGAUUUCAUAAAUCCAAUUGAUAGCAGUGAGCCAGUUCAUCAGGUUAUUAGAGGUAUUACUGAUGGAGGAGUUGACUAUGCAUUUGAAUGUGUUGGUGAUACUGGAGUUGUUUCCACUGCCUUGCAAUCCUGCUGUGAUGGUUGGGGCUUGACAGUGAUUCUUGGGGUGCCAAAAAUGAAACCUGAGGUGUCUGCCCAUUAUGGACUACUGCUGUCAGGCAGAACCUUGAAGGGUACUUUAUUUGGUGGAUGGAAGCCCAAAUCUGAGUUGCCCAAGCUUGUGGAGAUGUACUUAAAUAAGGAUAUUCAGAUCGAUGAACUGAUCACAAAUAACUUCUCAUUUGAUGAUAUAAACGAAGCAUUCAACUUGAUGAAAGAAGGCAAAUGUUUGCGUUGUGUUAUCCACAUCAGCUAAUUUUGUUUCUUAGCAUGCCUCUGGGCUUCUUUCAUAUGCAUUGGUACUUGCCCAAGUUGUUGUUUCACUCUUUUAAUUGCUUGCAUUUGUCAUUUUCAUUAGAAAGAACUAUUCCUAGUCC
This is a messenger RNA of Nymphaea colorata (pocket water lily), 1413 nucleotides long. Its product is annotated as alcohol dehydrogenase-like 6. Lineage: Eukaryota; Viridiplantae; Streptophyta; Magnoliopsida; Nymphaeales; Nymphaeaceae. The coding region runs from base 150 to 1292 and encodes 380 amino acids. The transcript is spliced from 10 exons. Gene Ontology annotation, molecular function: S-(hydroxymethyl)glutathione dehydrogenase [NAD(P)+] activity; zinc ion binding. Gene Ontology annotation, biological process: formaldehyde catabolic process. Gene Ontology annotation, cellular component: cytosol. The record is from RefSeq and is a predicted model, not a curated record.